Molecule: messenger RNA, 2295 nt
Organism: Alternaria rosae
Lineage: Eukaryota; Fungi; Ascomycota; Dothideomycetes; Pleosporales; Pleosporaceae
Exons: 2
Coding region: 77-2002 (641 amino acids)
Source: RefSeq, a predicted model, not a curated record
UGUUUCCAGCAGCGCACCCAGUUUUUCAAAUCAAGUUUUACUACCCAAAGCACAACACCAUCACAACACCAUCACAAUGUCUCAGGGCCCAAUCGCACAUGACGACCAGGAGCAGUUGCUUCAGCGAUACCAUAAGGAGCGCGACAAGAGGCUCACCGAAGCCGGUGAGGGACAAUAUAUCAACGUUCGAUCGAAAGAAAUCCAAGAUCUUGCCAAAGACCCAUGGGUAGACUACAAUGAUCCCCGGAUCCAGAACCCACCUCUAAAAGACGGGAGUAGCAUCAAGUUUUUGAUCAUUGGUGCUGGACACAACGGACUCCUCUUUGGCUGUCGCUUGGCAGAGGCUGGAUUCAGCGGACGCGAUAUCGUGUGCGUUGAUACAGCUGGCGGCUUCGGCGGUACCUGGUACUGGAAUCGCUACCCUGGGCUCAUGUGUGAUGUAGAGGGUUACAUCUAUCUGCCGCUCCUUGAGGAAACUGGUUACGUUCCUAAGCACAAAUACUCCUACGGUGCCGAGAUCCGAGGCCAAAAUGAGCGCGCUGCGAAGCACUUCGGCAUUCAAGGCCAGUUUUGUACGAAGAUCGACUCGCAGAUAUGGGAUGACGACAGAGGGGUUUGGGUCGUGACCAUGACCCGUACUCUCGGGGAGAACGCAAAGCCCGAAACCAUCACAGUCUUUGCUGAAUUCGUCGUCAUUGCUGGAGGCGUUCUCAAUGUACCGAAAAUUCCAAAGCUCCCAGGUUGGGAGAAACUUCGCAACAACAAACAAGUGUUCCAUUCGGCUCGUUGGGACUACGAAUACACUGGUGGCAACCAGGAGCAACCGGACUUACACAAACUCAAAGACAAAGUUGUUGCGAUAGUCGGUACUGGUGCGACCUCAGUUCAAAUUGUGCCCGAAUUGGCCAAAUGGGCAAAACAUGUGUACGUCGUCCAGAGGACGCCAUCGUACUGCGGAUAUCGUGGUAAUCGCUUGACUGAUGAGGAACAUUUCAAAGCUCUUUCCAAGGAGAAAGGGUGGCAGAAUAGUCGGCGAAUUAACUUCAAUGCCUGGACUACCAACAGCACCGACGGACAUGAGCCCAAUCUGGUAAACGAUGGGUGGACUCACACUCCCGCUAGCGCAGGCAUUUUGGGUUCGACUUGGAAAAUUGUCGAAGCACAGGAUGUUGGAAAACACAUCAGUGAUCUCCACAAACUUGAUCGGCAGCGCACUGACCUAUUGCGCAAGCGCAUUGAUGACGUGGUCAAGGAUAAGGACACGGCCGAGAAGCUGAAGCCAUGGUACGGUAGCUGGUGUAAACGCCCUACCUUCCACGACGACUACCUGGAAGCAUUUAACCAAGCCAAUGUCACGCUGAUUGACACCGAUGGCAAGGGCAUGGACGCAUACUCUGAGAAUGGCUUUGUGGUCGGCGGCCAAGAAUACGAAAUCGACGCUCUUAUACUCGCAACCGGCUUUGUUGCUACUGCCGGCAUAGACCCUGCUGAGAAACUCAAUGCUAUCAUCAAGGGUCGCAACGGAGAAACAAUCGCCCACAAAUUCGAGACCGCGAGCAACCCACCAGUGUUUGGCAUUGCGAUGAGCAACUUUCCCAACCUUUUUGGUCAUUUCAACCGCGGCUCUCCAGCUGCCUGGAAUUUCACUUCAGUCUUUGACACGAUGGCGAAAUAUUUUGCACAAACCGUUAAAAAGGCACAUGUCAAGGCGAAGGAUGGUCAGCGGCUCAUCAUUGAGGCUGACCCCGAAAGUGAAAACAUGUGGGGAGAGGAAGCUAAAAAGACUGCCGCAUGGUAUGCGGCACUUCAAUCUUGCACCCCCAGUUACUUCAACGGCGAAGGAGCGGCGCUCACGAAGGCCAAUAGUAUGACCCAAGAGGCAAUGCUCAGAAUGGCUAGAUUUGGCUGGGCCGCUGGACCAGUCGAUUAUGAUGAGAAAUUAGGAGCCCUCGCGAGUAAGGCUGAGCUCGAAGGUUACAAUGUUACAGUCUUAGCUAAGUAGGAUCUCCGACGAGGCUCAUUAUCGUCGACUACGAAGUAUUAUCGCAACCCGCACUAUUCUACAAUGCUAUAUUGUGACACAUUGGAUUUUUGGCGUAAUAUCAUCGCUCUGUACUUCGCAUUAAUUGAUGUGGCAUAAUUUGGCACCACUUGUUCGUUGGGAUAGAUCAUACUUAUUGUCGUUUUUCGUUUCGCUGCCGUCGUGCACGUUGCAUAAUCCAAACUGUAUUUGCUCUCUCUCGGCGCUUUCUCUGACCGAAUGAAAGCUUUUCCCUCUUCGAAAGGCGAUACGAA